UUACAGGAGAAGCCUAGAAGCCUAAGGACGUAGCUGAGGAGGGAACAGCAGAGAUGGGGAGUGGAGCCAGUACUGAGGACAAAGAACUGGCCAAGAGGUCCAAGGAGCUAGAAAAGAAGCUGCAGGAGGAUGCUGACAAGGAAGCAAAGACUGUCAAGCUGCUAUUGCUGGGUGCUGGGGAGUCAGGAAAGAGCACUAUCGUCAAGCAGAUGAAGAUCAUUCACCAGGAUGGGUAUACACCAGAAGAAUGCCUGGAGUUCAAGACUGUCAUCUAUGGGAAUGUGUUACAGUCCAUCCUGGCUAUCAUCCGGGCUAUGUCCACACUGGGCAUUGACUAUGCUGAACCAAGCCGCGCGGAUGAUGGGCGACAGCUCAAUAACCUGGCCGACUCCAUUGAGGAGGGGACCAUGCCUCCUGAGCUGGUGGAGGUCAUCAGAAAGUUGUGGAAGGAUGGUGGAGUUCAAGCUUGCUUCGAAAGAGCUGCAGAAUAUCAGCUCAAUGAUUCAGCAUCCUACUACCUGAACCAACUGGACAGGAUUACAGACCCGGACUACAUUCCUAAUGAGCAAGAUGUUUUGAGAUCUAGAGUGAAAACUACAGGCAUUAUUGAAACCAAGUUUUCUGUCAAAGACUUGAAUUUCAGGAUGUUUGAUGUGGGAGGGCAGAGAUCUGAGAGAAAGAAGUGGAUCCACUGCUUUGAGGGCGUCACCUGCAUCAUCUUCUGUGCAGCGCUCAGUGCCUACGACAUGGUACUGGUGGAAGAUGAUGAAGUGAAUCGUAUGCAUGAGUCUUUGCAUCUGUUCAACAGCAUAUGUAACCACAAGUUCUUUGCGGCUACUUCCAUUGUGCUCUUUCUCAACAAGAAAGAUCUUUUUGAGGAAAAAAUCAAGAAAGUCCAUCUCAGUAUUUGUUUUCCAGAGUAUGAAGGGAACAACUCCUUUGAGGAUGCGGGGAAUUAUAUCAAGAACCAGUUCCUUGACCUCAAUAUGCGAAAAGAUGUCAAAGAAAUCUACAGUCACAUGACCUGUGCUACAGAUACACAGAAUGUCAAAUUUGUGUUUGAUGCAGUUACAGAUAUCAUCAUCAAAGAAAACCUCAAGGACUGUGGGCUCUUCUAA
Messenger RNA from Marmota monax (woodchuck), 1118 nucleotides. It is a transcript of the gene Gnat2, whose product is annotated as G protein subunit alpha transducin 2. Gene Ontology annotation, biological process: adenylate cyclase-modulating G protein-coupled receptor signaling pathway; detection of chemical stimulus involved in sensory perception of bitter taste. The record is from RefSeq and is a predicted model, not a curated record. Lineage: Eukaryota; Metazoa; Chordata; Mammalia; Rodentia; Sciuridae. Gene Ontology annotation, molecular function: G protein-coupled receptor binding; GTPase activity; GTP binding. The transcript has 8 exons. Gene Ontology annotation, cellular component: heterotrimeric G-protein complex; photoreceptor outer segment; photoreceptor inner segment. The coding region runs from base 54 to 1118 and encodes 354 amino acids.